GGCCGCGAGCAGCAAUGGCCGUCUGGGGGGGUUCCCGGGGAGACGCAGUUGCUGCGAGUUAAAUCUAUGCCAGACACUCACUCUGAAUUCAAACCCUUCCUUCACUACUGUUAGACAAAAAUCGGGAUAGAAAUCAAAUCAGAAUAAAAUAGCCUCAGUUCCGAGUUGAAGUGCGUGCUGCUGGGCCCGAAGUUGGCCUUUUUCCCCCCCCUUAAAUGUGCUUCUUUUCUGUUCUGGAAGGUUCUACAAUCUGUCGAUACAAGUUACAGACUGGUGGAACUGUAGGAAUGGGGAAAUACACCAUCUGAACUUCAAAUCUACAGCUAUCCACAAAUCAAAACGACUGAUGUUGCUAAAAAUGAGAUAGCAGUAAACUUUAGAGCUGCAAGUUUGGUUUGUUUGGCCAAAACAACCAUAUGAGAGGUUGUGUGCCUCGAAUUCUGCAGGAUGUUUGGGGACAUGUUUGAAGAAGAGGAAGAUGUUGGAUUUGUGUCUGAGAACAAAAGUAUGAACGGGUGGAAAUCCAGGAAAAAAGACACUGACCCGCCACCACACCGGGCAGCCAGUAACCUCAGUGGAAUCAAAAACCAGGGGGGCACAUGCUACCUCAACUCACUGCUUCAAACCUUGCUGUACACACCUGAAUUCCGAGAAUCAUUGUUUGCCCUGGGGCCUGAGGAACUGGGAAAUUUAUCAGACAAAGACAAGCCAGAGUCGAAGGUUCGAGUUAUCCCUUUGGAGCUGCAGAGGCUUUUUGCCCAGCUGUUGCUUGCUGAUCAGUUGGCUGCAUCUACAUCUGACCUAACUGAUAGCUUUGGCUGGACAAGUAAUGAGGAGACUAGUCAGCAUGACGUACAAGAAUUAAAUCGAAUUCUCUUCAGUGCAUUGGAGAGCUCUUUAGUUGGAACCUCUGGGCAUGACCUCAUUAACAGACUAUACCAUGGAAUAGUCGUUAACAAGAUCGUUUGUAAGGAGUGUGGCAACAUUAGCGAAAGACAGGAGGAUUUCCUGGACUUGACUGUAGCUGUGAAAGGUGUCAGUGGAUUGGAAGAAGCUUUGUGUACCUUCUAUGUUGAAGAAGAAUAUUUUGAUGAUAAUAAUCUCUACCAUUGUGGAAGGUGUGAGAAAUUGGUUAAGGCAACUAAGUCAGCGAAGAUACGGCACCUCCCCACAUUCCUCACCAUUUCUUUACUGCGCUUCAAUUUUGAUUUUACCAAGUGCGAACGUUACAAGGAAACAGGAUGUUACUCCUUUCCAGUCAGGCUGGACAUGCGGCCUUUCUGUGAGCAGGAUAAUCUCCCAGAUUCUGAAUAUGAGUAUGAUCUUUUUUCUGUAAUCAUCCACAAAGGAGGCUGUUAUGGAGGGCAUUACCAUGCAUACAUCAAAGAUAUUGAUCAACUGGGCACCUGGUUCUCUCUAGAUGAGCAGAUGACGGUAGUCAACUUACCAAAAGAUUCAACAAAUCAAGACCACUUGCUGGAAUUGGGGGAUCCUGUAGAAAUCCUGAAAGCUAUUUUAGUGCAGGUGGGUGCUGAUGGCGUACUGGUAGAUCAAUUGGGCCAAAAAUUGCUGGAGAAAGUUGGUGUUGCAUGGAACAAAAGAUACCGCAAGCAACAUGGACCUUUAAGGAAGUUUCUGGAGAGUCAUCCUGAUGUGUUUCUGCUCAAAGCAGAUGGAACACGAGUUGCUGUAAAACAGGUUGGCCAUGACUGUUUGGGGCAACAGCCCAACAAAUCCAAAAUCAGGAAAGCACAGACAGAAAAUUGCAAAGCCAGCACCUCGCAUGCUGACAAGACGGAAACACACUCCAAGAUACCAGCUUCUGAAGUACAUUGGUUUGAUUUUGAUGAUACCCAAGUACGGCCUAUCCAAGAGAAAGACAUUGAGAAGCAAUUUGAGGGCAAGGAGUGCGCCUACAUGCUGUUUUAUAGAAAAUCUCAACUACAGCGACCAGCAGAGGCUCGAGGAAACUCGAGGUACAAAGUACCUCCUGACUUGCUGGAAGAGAUAGCCAACCUGGAUGCCAGUCUUCAAAAACAAAGGGCAGAGUUUGAUUCUGCAACCAAUAACAUUGAAGUCCACCUUCAUCUGGGUCCUGAGUAUAAAUUUGGAAAUGGCGCCCUAUACCCAGCUUCUUCCCAGAAAGACAGCGUGCUGACAAUAACCAUUGAUAGGAGGAAAACAAUUGGUGAUCUCAGACAGACUAUUUUCCAGCUGCUGGAAUUCUGGAAAGGUGAUAUGGUGAUCAGUGUUGCCAAGCAGUUGCCUGUUGGUCUUCACCUUUAUGAGACCUUCCAUGAGGACCAUACCUCUUUGCACAGUCUGGGCAUCACCGAUGGAACCAUUCUCUUUGUAUGGAACGGUAGCCAGGUUUGUGGAGUGACGAUACAUGUUGGCGAGGAGUUCGAACCCAUGAUGCUUAAAAUAUUGUGUCCUGCACUGAAGAGCAAAUCGGAAACCGAGAUGGUGCAGUUCAUAGAGAUGCAAAAGGUGUUCACACGGAACACAUUGCUGGCUUCUGCACGAAACAGUCUAGCUCUGUCGACAGGGAUUUCUCCAGAGGAGCUGACAGUUUAUUACAAGUCAAAUUUGGAGAAUAAAGGGUCCACAAACUGGGUUGCAUAUGAUGCUGAGGAUGGCCACAAGACCCUUGCGGAUCUAAGGUUGAAAGAUGGUGAUACUAUAUUAGUAUCAGACCAGAAGUGUUACAACCUGAGUGUUCUUUCAUCGAAUGGUAUGCCAAUAACUGUAGCUGACCGCAGCUGGCUGCAGGUCAAGAAUUACUGUGGUGAGAAAUUCUCGCAGAUUGCAGGAAAAACAGUGACCAUUCCCGUCACCAUGGAGACUCUGGUUUCGGAAAUCAAAGCAAAUGCCAUUGAGAAGCUAAAGUUGAAAGAUGAACAAGUAGGUGGAACCUGUUUGAGACCAAUUGACAGAACUGGAAAGCUGCUCCCUCCAGUCUGUGAGGAUUUGACUGUGAAGGGCAUUGGACUGAAAACAGGAAGCAGUUUGGCACUUUUUCCUGGCCACACUCCAAAAGAUACACAGCUGUUCUUGUACUUCUCUGUUGGGGACAGUCUUCAUAUGACCCCUGAAAUGGAAAUAGUGGUAGAACAGAGCAUCUCUGUCCGAGAGUGCUUGAAGCUGAUGUUGGAGAAAGCUGUAUUAACAGGAGAGUGUUGGCAUUUGAGGAAAACUGACUGGUGCUAUGAUGCUGGGGAGGUUUUGAAAGAUGAAGAAGCUACAUUGGCAUAUAUGAAGAUAACAAAUGGAGAGACACUGGUCAUCAUGGAGGGAAGGCUUCCACCAAAGGGAUUCCUGAUGUUACCUGUCUGGCUCUAUCAGCCUCCACUGGACUCUGAAAAUAGAGGGUGCUUUCGAGAAGAGCAGGAAAACAUUGCAAAUAGACUCUGUGCAUUGAAUAUCGCGUCAACUGCCAGAGACUUUUCGUUGCGACAGUAUAUGGGCACUGAAUUGAAAUACGUAGGCAAUAUUGAGAUAUCAGGGGAAGCUAGUCUAGAGGACUUAAAAACUCAGGUUUUGACCUUGCCUCUGCUGCAGGGUCUCUCUGUUCCUUCAAUGGAAUUCCUCAGAGUCUGGCUGGUGGAGAAUAAAUGUCCUGUCAAAAUCCUACGGAACCAGCAGCAACAGCUCAGCAAAUUUAAACUGGGGUCUAGUGCAGAGAUUGGAAUUCAACUACUGCAAGCAGAAGAGAAUCUAACGUCUACUGAGUUGCUGUUGCGGCUGAAGAUGGCAGUCCCUGGUGAAAGGAUGUAUUACCCAGCUGAGGAAUUUGUUUGGGACAUAUCCAAGGAUUGCACAGUUCGCACCCUUAAACAGAAAAUUGUACAGCACUAUUCAUUGCCACCGGAGCAGAUUGAAAUUGCCAAAUAUUUUCCAGAUCAGUUUGAGUGGAUGCCUAUGACCAGUUGGACUCAACAAGUAUCAAAGAAGAAGAAGAAAAAGAAACUGCAGAACCUUCAGGGGGCUCCUUAUUAUCUGAAAGAUGGAGAUAUCAUUGGUGUUAAGAACUUAUUAAUCGACAAAAAUAAGGACUUCAGCACUGUGGCUGAUGACAUUGGGAAGGAAAAACUCAAACUAGAAGGCAAUAGUAAAGACACACGUCAUCGCGCUACUGUCCAGCAGGGUGGAGAUGCCUCAGAAAAUCCUGAGAAACAAGCAGUUCGUGCUCGUACCCGCAAACCGGAGGUGGCCUUGUCCAUCAGUGUAGCAGACUUCAGAUAACAGCUAUGGAAUCUGGAAGAGGGUACCUGAAAGAGCUGAUGAGCUCUUGCAGUGAGUGUCAGAGGUACAGAGCUGAGGAAGAGUAAUGAAUGAACAGAGAGAUUCACCACCUACAGUAUGCAGGAGUGAAGGUAGCUGGUGGUCUCAGUUAUAGAAUUAUGUUUGAGGAUUAAUCGGCAAGGGCUGUCAGAUUCUUCACUCCUGUUUGGUGUGCCCUGAUGAGAUUUCCUUCUGUCUCGAACUGGGAGGAGAAACUUGACAGAACACAUCAUCAGAAUUAAGAGGAGAAUCUUCUCCAGCUGGCCUUUGAUUUUUGUUUUGUCAAUAACUGCCUAAAUCAAUAUUUGAAAAGAAAUUGAUUUUCUUCUUCCAAGUAUUCAGAACUAAUUUUUUUUUUUGAGAAAUACCUAUGCAAUAAAUGGGAAUCCAUUCCCAAGAUAUAGUUCAAAGCUUCUGACACACCAGCAACUGGUGCUUGUUUACAUUAAGGAAACCCAGUGUUGCAGCUGUCCAUGCUUUAUGUAAUGUUCUGCUAAUGUGCUUUUGUGAAAAUAUCCCUCUCACUUGUUCAGGGGUGAUUGAUAUGUUGAUUGGACCAUAAAAUCCAGUGUAGAUCUUAUACCAACGUGGAGGCUUUUAUCACAUAAAAAGUUGGUUGGUUGUUACAUAAAGGAUAUUUUUAACACCGGACAGGUGGAGAAGCAUCACAGUUGGUGGAUUUUAUGGUCUGAUUUUCAGUGAGAACCUGACUUGCUGGCAAGGACUGUGUCCCUCACAUAAACAUUUGUAACCUCAGGAGUUCCCAGGUCAGAGAGAACUUGACUUUUUAACAUGCACACAGAAAUGGUGCAAAUUGAGGUACAUUCAGGACGUAUACAUCUAUGGAAAGGAAUAAAAAAUUUUAUGUAUGGGCCUGUGUUGCCAGUGGGGUAAUAUCUCCAACAGGGUCGUUGUUUACUUACUUUAAUUGUCACAACAACUAGAAAACUACUUGUUUUGAGCUAGUUACUUUGCAGGUUACUCUAGGCUAUCUGAUGCCUUAAUCAACAGAGAACUUUUAAUUGAUAGGAUGGACUAACUGUCGGGCACUCUAGUUUCUACAUGACUAAUGGGACAGACAGACUAUUAUGAUAAGUUAAGACUUUACAUUUCGUUCAAUAUCUGGUUAUUCUGCUCGUGUAAGUAUAGUCCUUGGCAUGCUCCUGACACUGAAUUGCACCAGAUUGAGAAGACAAUUAGAUUAAGAAAAUUGUAAGUGGUUAACUGAUCCCAUCUAACAGAAUACCAUAGUUUAUAGCUGAUACAGUGUGACAAACAGAGCAUCUUUGCGCAGGACACUGAGUAAUAUGAUGUGUUGCAAUCUUUAAUCUGCGCACUGGGCUUCUCAGGACAGUGAGAUUGGGGUAAUUCCAAAUAAAGGACGACAAUUAGAAAAUCACUGUGCAAUAUUGUGAAACAUUCUCGUGAAAUUUGUAAAUGUUACAGAGAGAUGUGCGCAUAUUUCCCUGUCUAAAAAUAUUAGAAACCGUUUAGAAUUAUAUUUCUUCAAAUGGAACAGAUUGCAAAAUGUCGUCUCUAAAAUGUGGUUAAGUUCCAGUUAUCAGUGGUUGAGUGAAGAAUGUCAGCAUAAAUCAUGGAGCUAUUAUAAAUGCUAAACAGGAUAUAAUGUUGGCACAUUAUCUGUAUCUUUACUCUGCAGGACGUGGAUGUGUCUUACAGAUUUUACAUUUGCUGUGAUAUAAUAUGGUAACUUAUGCAUUAUACGUGUUCCUUGUUAUUGCCCAAAUUGUUAGAAAAAAAACAAAUAACAUCAAAUUAAGCCAAAAAGCCUUCAGGUCUGCGUACAAGUAAUAUGCAUCAUUAAGCCAGAAGGAAGCAGAUGGUUUCAUUGUGGCGAGCAAGGGUGAGAAGCAGCACAGGAGGAUUUGAAAGCUAAUUUUCGCGAGACAUAUAGAAAGCAUUGCUUGUUUUUGGAGCAGUCUGUUACCAGCACUGUGCAAUGGUUUGGUUUAGAAGAACUAGAUUAUUUCACAUGUGUUAGUAUGGGCAAGCAGGACCACAGAUGACAAGGUGGCUUCGAGGCUGAUAACCAUUAACUUUAUAUUUCUUUCAGUAAUAGUGGACCAGAUGUAUGCAGUGUCCUUAAAUACUUUUAAAAGUGAUCAGUUCAGCUGUUUUUUCUUAUUAUUAAUUGGCGUAGCUCUAAUUUGUUGCAGUUUUUAAAUGAAGUUUAUUUCAGCCCUUUUGGGGCUCAUUAUCCCUUCAAACAAUUUGUUUAAAGUUAGUGCCUUGUCCUACACUUAUUUGUGCCAGUAGAUGCCAACUAUAACUAGAGGGUUGGUGUAUGUUGUAAAAUAUAACUUUCCACUGUUUGUUUGGAUAUAAAGGUAUCAGUACAUUGAUUGCAGAUUCUUCUUCCAAAUGGCCCGCCUCAUUAACCUUUAUCGUCAUAAAACAGAUGUCAGCUUCUGUCUCACCUCAGGCAGUGAUACUGGGUUGGAUUUACCAGUGCACUAGCCCGUCAGUAGCCUUGGAAAUGGUUUAUUUCGUUUUCAAAUUAGGUGCAACGCAAGGCUAUACCCUUGUCUGUUUUUGGUCAGUGCAGCAUCUGACAAACCACUGACUGGAAAACGUAAACUCUUUCGGUUACUGAUUGGGCCCUGUAAUUAUUAAAUAAUCCCAAGACAACCUUAAACUAAAUUUCUUCCCUACAACUCCACUUGCUUCCAGUAGAUAAGUAAAUGUAAAGGCAGAGGACAGAUGAGUACACCAGGUGGAUGAUUUAGUAUUAAAAAGCGAAUUCUAUUAAUGAAGGUAAAUAACUAGGCAGUCUAUAGCAGAUCCUCAUUAUUUCAGGAGCUGAUCAAUAUACAUGUGAAUGGUUUGAAUUGAUUUAUUCUAUAGUCUUGAAAUGCAACAUGAAGUUGUCGUUGCUGUUUAGACUACCUUUGUUUUGACUAUAUACUGCCACAAGAGGGGGAUGUGGAGAAUUUAUUGUAGAGCAUCUCCCACUCCAAUGCUAGUGUUUGCACUGAAUUUUCGCCAAAGUUAUCAGAGAGACUAAGAAUUUCUGCAAAAAUUUCAGUAAAAUUAAACAUUGUGUUGUAAAUAAUUCAAUCCCAUUCAUUAGAAUUUGAGACUGGAAGCAAGACUGUUGCAACCUAGUGUAAGAAAGACAGAAAGAAAAGCAAAUCAUGUAUUAGAAUGGAAUAAUUGAAAUUUUGGUUUAAAGGAAUCGCACUUUUCAUGUUUCACCCAGCCUGUGGUUUAAGAAAGAGAGAAACACUUGCAAGUACUAGCGAGGAUGCAAGUCUGGUGCUCGAGGGCUCCAGAACCUAAUGGAAAAAUACUUCAACAAACUGCUGCAGAAUAAGCUCCUUCAGUGUGAGCAUCUAAUUUGUUUAUCAAGUCAUUAUUCUAAUAUAUUUUCUGGGAAGUGGGAAGCUCUCCUUUAUGAAUUUUCCUAAGAUGGAAUUGGUUUAUUUUUAUCAGACAUAAAC
Molecule: messenger RNA, 7745 nt
Organism: Hemiscyllium ocellatum (epaulette shark)
Lineage: Eukaryota; Metazoa; Chordata; Chondrichthyes; Orectolobiformes; Hemiscylliidae
Gene: usp40
Product: ubiquitin specific peptidase 40
Exons: 32
Coding region: 448-4245 (1265 amino acids)
Biological process (GO): protein deubiquitination
Cellular component (GO): nucleus; cytosol
Molecular function (GO): cysteine-type deubiquitinase activity; cysteine-type endopeptidase activity; protein binding
Source: RefSeq, a predicted model, not a curated record